Molecule: messenger RNA, 406 nt
Organism: Melitaea cinxia (Glanville fritillary)
Lineage: Eukaryota; Metazoa; Arthropoda; Insecta; Lepidoptera; Nymphalidae
Product: general odorant-binding protein 19a-like
Exons: 5
Coding region: 10-375 (121 amino acids)
Biological process (GO): sensory perception of smell; olfactory behavior
Cellular component (GO): extracellular region
Molecular function (GO): odorant binding; dibutyl phthalate binding
Source: RefSeq, a predicted model, not a curated record
UUAUUAAAGAUGACAAGACAACAACUCAAAAAUUCUGGGAAACUUAUGAAAAAAUCUUGCAUGCCGAAGAACGAUGUUACAGAAGAACAAGUCGGAAAAAUAGAACAAGGACACUUCGUAGAAGAAAGGAACGUUAUGUGUUACAUCGCUUGCAUUUACACUAUGACUCAAGUAGUAAAAAAUAAUAAACUGAGCUAUGAGGCAGUAAUUAAGCAAGUAGAUCUGAUGUUUCCGCCAGAUAUGAAAGAUGCUGUGAAGGCUGCCGCAGAUAAAUGCAAAGAUAUAGGUAAAAAGUAUAAAGACAUUUGUGAAGCUUCUUAUUGGACAGCAAAAUGUAUGUAUGAACAGGAUCCUAAAAAUUUUCUGUUUCCUUGAAUUUGAUUGAAUAAAGCAUAUUGAAAUUUUA